AUGCAAUCCAGUGCUAACACAAAAUCCAGCACUACAGGGUUCUGGCGAAUACUCACAGAGAAAACCAAACUCUUCUUGGGGCCAGGUAUCAGGGAAGGGGUGUCCCCAGACACCCCUAUAGGGGAAAGUUACUUUCGAGAUCAGUUUUAUGAAGCAAAUAGAGGGGCAAAAACAGCAGAGUGUCACAGUGAGCAGGUUGUGGUCAUUGCAAAUGGCAAGCAGAGUGGCAGACAGUAUCUGGUGCUUGUUCCAUCACAGCUGUUUGUUGGGGUUCCUGAGAAGGCCUGUGUCCUCCUCAGUCACAUGAAUGAGACAGUGACCUUGAAUGUGAUCCUGGAGUAUGGAAUACAGACCACGAACCUCCUCACACACCUGGUGACAAAGAAGAACUCCCACUACUGCAGGCCUCUUGUCAUUCCAACGCUGUCACAAACGUCAGCCUUCAUCACUGUGCAGGUGAUUGGGCCAACCCAGAAUUUUGUAAAGAGGAGGGAAAUUUACUUGAGAGCAGCAGAGAGCCUAGUCUUUGUCCAGACAGACAAACCUAUCUACAAACCAGAACAAACAGUGAAAUUCCGCAUUGUCUCUGUGGAUAUCAGUUUUCACCCUUUGGAUGAAAUGUUCCCAGUGGUGUAUAUUGAGAACCCCCAAAGGAACCGAAUUGUCCAAUGGCAAAAUCUCAAACUGCAAGGCGGCCUCAGCCAGCUCUCUUUCCCACUCUCCAUGGAGCCCAUUCUGGGAUCCUACAAGGUUGUGCUGCAGAAGAGAUCAGGGAAGAAAAUUGAGCACUCCUUUGAUGUCAGUGAAUACGUUUUGCCCAAAUUUGAAGUCCAUGUGAAAAUGCCCAAGAGUGUUGCCCUUGAAGAUGAAGAGUUUACAGUCUCUACAUGUGGCCAAUACACAUAUGGAAAGCCUGUCCAUGGCCUAGUGACGAUGAAUAUAUGCAGGAAACAUACCACACAAUUUCCGAUGUGCCAAAGAAGCUAUACACCCAUUAUCUGUGAGGAAUUUACUCAAGAGACAGACAAUGAAGGCUGUUUCACACAACUUGUGAAGUCUAAACCAUUUCAGCUGAGACAAAGAGGCUACGACAUGUCAAUACAAGUAGAAGCCAUGAUCAGAGAGGAGGGAACAGGGUUGGAAUUAACUGGGCAUGGAUCAUGUGACAUCACAGAAGUCUUAAGCAUACUAAAAUUUACAAAAGUGGAUUCAUUUUACAGACCAGGGAUACCUUUCUUUGGUCAGGCUCUCCUAGUUGAUGGCAAGAAUCAACCAAUCCCCAAUGAAACUGUAGUUGUCCAUGUGAGUGAAACACACUUCAGUCUGACCACUGAUGAACGUGGUUUGGUGGAUAUUUCUAUUGACACGUCCAACUUGGAAAAACCUUUAAAUUUAAUUCUGGUCAGAUACAAAAAUGAUACUCAGUGUCACGAUAUGUGGUGGAUGGACGGGGUUCAUAGGCCAGCAAUACAGCCUGUAAAUCAGAUUUUCUCCCCAAGCAAGAGUUACAUUCAUCUUGAACUUAUUACCAGUACUUUGACCUGUGGGCAAACCCAGAAGAUCCGGGUGCACUACAUCCUGAAUAAACAGAUUCUGAAGGAUGAAAAAGAGUUAACAUUCUAUUACUUGAUCAAAGCAAAAGGAAGCCUUUCUCAAUCAGGAAUCCAUGUGUUGUCCAUUGAACAAGGAAACAUGAAAGGAGUAUUUUCCUUCUCCAUUCAAGUGAAAUCAGACCUUGCUCCUACCGCCCAGCUGCUCAUUUAUACUAUUUUACCUAAUGAAGAAGUGAUUGCAGAUUCUCAGACACUUGAGAUUGAAAAUUGUUUUGACAAUAAGGUCAAUCUGAGCUUCUCCUCAGCCAAGGGCCUGCCAGCCUCAGACACCAAACUGAAGGUGACAGCCUCCCCUAAAUCCCUCUGCGGCCUCCGUGCAGUAGACCAGAGUGUGCUGCUAAUGAAGCCUGAAGCUGAGCUCUCACCUGAAUCUGUCUAUAAUUUGCUAUCACAACAGACAGCCCCUUUUAUUCAAUAUCUACCUUUCCUGAAUGAAGAUUUGGGAGACUGCGUCAGUAUAGAAAACUUCAAUUACAAUGUACCCUCUCCUAUGUGGCUGAUCAUGACUGCUGCGGACACCGCCAGUAUCUUUCAGUCUAUAGGAUUAAAUAUUUAUACCAACUCAAAAAUCCAUAAGCCCCAUAUUUGCCAGUAUCCGCGAGCAUAUUCAAGAGUGCCAGGGAUUAGCUCCUAUGGACUAGGCACUCCAGGAGGCAUACCAGGAAUACCAGGUGUACCAGGCACACCAGGCAUACCAGGCGUGCCAGGCGCACUAGGCAUGCCAGGCGUACCAGGCCCACAAGGCCUAGUGGGCGCAGGAAGCUUAGUAGGUGCAGGAGGCGGAGGUCUAGCAGCUGUACCAGGCAUACCAAACAUCGCAAGAUCUCCAGGCACCCCACCUUUAGAAAUGGAUUAUGUAUCUUCUAUGGGAUAUAUGAGUGGAAACUUUCAGCAGAUGGAAGCAAAACAGAAAGAGAUAAUCCGGAAGUAUUUCCCUGAGACCUGGAUCUGGGACUUGGUGGUACUUGAUUUAUCAGGUAGAAGUGAGUUGACCACGAAAAUUCCAGACACCAUCACAGAAUGGAAGGCCAGUGCACUCUGCUUAUCUGGAACUACAGGGCUUGGCCUCUCCCCCAUCAUCUCUCUUCAAGCUUUCCAGCCCUUCUUCCUAGAACUCACUCUCCCCUACUCAGUGGUACGAGGAGAAGACUUCACACUCAAAGCCACAGUGUUCAACUACUUGCUCCACUGCAUUCGGGUCAGAGUACAGCUGGAGGGCUCUCCUGACUUCAUAGCAGUUCCAGUAGAGGCAAAUGAAGAAUCUCACUGUAUCUGUAGAAAUGGAAAGAACACUGUGUCCUGGACUGUGACUCCAAAGUCACUAGGAAAGGUGAAUUUCACAGCGACUGCAGAAGCCCUCCAGUCUCAGGAAAUGUGUGGCAAUGAGGAGCCUAAAGUCCCAGAGCUGGCGCAGAAGGAUACAGUAAUCAAGCCCCUAAUAACUGAGCCUGAAGGAAUAGAAAGGGAGGAAACUUUCAACACAUUACUCUGUGCAUCAGAAACUGGAGAACCUGAAAAACUGUCACUAAAUGUUCCUUCAAAUGUAGUUGAAGACUCUGCCAGGGCGACAUAUUCAGUUGUGGGUGAUAUACUAGGCUCAGCAAUGCAAAACCUUCAGAAUCUUAUCCAGAUGCCCUUCGGCUGUGGAGAGCAGAAUAUGAUCCUUUUUGCCCCCAACAUUUAUGUCCUGAACUAUCUGAGUAAAACACAACAGCUAACAGAGACAAUCAAGUCCAAAGCCAUCGACAACCUCAUCAGUGGGUACCAGAGGCAACUGAACUACAGGCACAGCGAUGGCUCAUACAGUUCCUUUGGGGAUGAAGGCAACAGAACUCAGGGAAGCACUUGGCUCACUGCAUUUGUGCUCAAGUCCUUUGUUCAAGCCCAGUCAUACAUCUUUGUGGACAACUCAAACCUCGUUAACUCCUUCAACUGGCUCUCAAAGAAGCAAAAGGGAAAUGGCUGUUUUCAGCGUACUGGAUCAAUACUGAACAAUGCUAUUAAGGGUGGAGUAAAUGAUGAGGUGACGCUCUCUGCCUACAUCACCAUUGCUCUGCUGGAGAUGCCACUGCAAGUCACGCACCCAGUUGUCCGCAAUGCUCUGUCAUGCUUGGAAGUGACCUGGAGAUACAUCUCAAGGACCAAAGGAAAUGCUGUCUAUACAAAGGCAUUAUUGGCUUACGGCUUUGCUCUAGCAGGAAGGUGGGCCAGGCGAAAUGAGAUACUUCAAUCACUAGACAGAGAAGCUCUGAAAGAGGAUGACUCAAUCCACUGGCAACAUCCUGGGAAACUUAGACAACCUGAGACACUCUAUUUUCAACCCCGGGCUCCUUCUGCUGAAGUAGAGAUGACAUCUUACGUGCUCCUGGCCUAUCUUACUGUCCAGCCUCGCCCAUCUUCAAAAGACCUGUCUGUGGCAUCACGAAUUGUGAAAUGGAUCAUCAAGCAACAGAACCCUAAUGGGGGCUUCUCCUCCACUCAGGACACAGUAAUAGCUCUCCAAGCCCUCUCCAAAUAUGCAGCAAUAACUUUCACUAAAAGAAAGGAAGCAGCUACAGUCACUGUCAAGUCUUCAGGCACCUUCUCUAAAGAAUUCCAAGUAGAUGAUACCAACCAACUUUUGCUGCAGGAGGUUGGGUUGCCAGAGAUCCCAGGAGAGUACCACACAACAGUAUCCGGGUCGGGGUGUGUUUACCUUCAGACAUCCCUGAGGUAUAACAUCCUGCCCAAGAAAGAAGGGAAAGGUCCCUUCACUCUGAAGGUUGAUACUCUUCCCAAGGAUUGUGAUGGAAUAGAUGCUCAUAAGAAAAUCCAGAUUCAUAUCAACAUAAGUUAUACCGGGAAACGACCCAGCUCUAAUAUGGUCAUCGUUGAUGUGAAGAUGGUAUCUGGCUUCAUACCUGUAAAAGCAUCUGUGAAAAAGCUCCAAGAAAGGCCUGAUAUUCAAAGAACAGAAGUGAACAGCAAUCAUGUGUUAAUUUACUUUGAAAAGCUAACCAGUCAAGUCCUGAGUUUCUACAUCUCAGUAGAACAAAACACUGAAGUAAAGAAUUUGAAACCAGCCAAUGUAAAAGUCUAUGAUUAUUAUGAGACAGAUGAAUUCAUCAUUGAAGAAUAUAGUAUCCCCUGCAGUGCUGAACCUGAACAGAUCUUUGAAAAUUAA
Molecule: messenger RNA, 4776 nt
Organism: Condylura cristata (star-nosed mole)
Lineage: Eukaryota; Metazoa; Chordata; Mammalia; Eulipotyphla; Talpidae
Product: alpha-2-macroglobulin-like
Exons: 36
Coding region: 1-4776 (1591 amino acids)
Cellular component (GO): extracellular region
Molecular function (GO): endopeptidase inhibitor activity
Source: RefSeq, a predicted model, not a curated record